This is a messenger RNA of Cyclopterus lumpus (lumpfish), 4608 nucleotides long. RefSeq names its product prostaglandin E receptor 2a (subtype EP2) (gene ptger2a). The transcript is spliced from 4 exons. Gene Ontology annotation, biological process: inflammatory response; cellular response to prostaglandin E stimulus; positive regulation of cytosolic calcium ion concentration. Gene Ontology annotation, cellular component: plasma membrane. Gene Ontology annotation, molecular function: prostaglandin E receptor activity. The coding region runs from base 534 to 1652 and encodes 372 amino acids. The record is from RefSeq and is a predicted model, not a curated record. NCBI's taxonomy places the organism in Eukaryota, Metazoa, Chordata, Actinopteri, Perciformes, Cyclopteridae.
CGCAUCCACCGUGUACCCCGAGCUAAUGCAUCCAUACCUCCCCACAGUGGCGCGCGCCUCGCCCUCUCUACGCGUCACCUUGUGUUUGCUUUAAACCGGAGCGGCUUCAUCAGUGAAACAAAGGACACCUCGGGAUACACGGACGCGGACUGAGAAACACGGACGCGGACGUGGUCUACGCCGCCCGCGUAGGGGGUGCGGGGGGGGGGAGGCAGGUUGUAAAAUAGAUGAGAACUUCUUUGCUCGGGUGCGUUCCACCCGGUUCCCCCGCGUGGGUGACAGUCGUUGCCUGGCGCGGGUUGUCCUCAUUCGGAGCGACCUUGAGGCAAAAACUCCGUUGAGCACAUAUGACCGAAUCUGUGACUUUUGGCAACACUUAAACUUUACCAGGCAUCACCAGACACGUCGGUCUGAGCAGUAGGAUGGCUGCAGACUACUUUUUAAGGACGCUUUUUUGACUCUUUUUUUUUGUUGGGGGAAGAAGGCAACAUCUUUUUUCUAAUUCACAAUCCCAGUCAGUUUUCAGCCACGCGAUGGUUCAAGACUUCAACCUGUGCCACAGCGAGCUCCACAUCGACACCAGCGAGAGCCCGCUGAUCAGUGCCAUCAUGUUCGCCGCGGGCUUCUUCGGCAACGUGGCCGCCCUGGUGAUCCUGGAAAUCCGGCGGCGCAGAGACAGGAGGGCCGGGAACAUGUGGCGGCGUUCGCUGUUCCACGUCCUCAUCACGGCGCUGGUGGUCACCGACCUGGCGGGCACCUGCCUAAUCAGCCCGCUGGUGCAGAUGUCCUACUCGCUGAACAUGACCUUAGUGGGGAUGGCGCCCAAGUCUCACGGCGUCUGCGCGUACUUCGGUCUCAGCAUGACCUUCUUCAGCCUGGCCACCAUGUCGCUGCUCUUCUCAAUGGCGCUCGAGAGGUGCUUCGCCAUCGGGUACCCUUACCUGUACAACCAGCAUGUCACCAAGAAAUGCGCCUACAUCACGAUCCCCGUGGUGCUUCUGCUGUGCACGUUAUUCUGUCUCCUCCCCUUCGUCGGGUUCGGUAAUUAUGUACAAUACUGCCCCGGGACGUGGUGCUUCAUUGACAUGAACCCCCAGUUCAGGGAGGACCGGGUCUACGCCAACCUGUACGCCACUCUCAUGCUGGUGCUGGUGCUGGCCACAGUGGCGUGCAACGGCUUCGUGGUGUACCAGCUGUUCCGGAUGUACCGGCGGCGGAGGAGGAACGGCGGAUCGGUGACUGCGGCCGUCAGGUCCAACGGCGAGCGCAGGACGAUGUCCAUGGCCGAGGAGGUGGAGCAUCUCAUCCUGUUGGUCUUCAUGACCAUCAUCUUCAUCAUCUGCACACUGCCCUUGGUGAUCCGGGUUUACAUCAACUCCAUGACGAAGAACCUGGAGGAGUCCCACCUAGAGGACCUGAAGGCCCUGCGCUUCAUCUCCAUCAACUCCAUCAUUGACCCCUGGGUCUUUAUACUCCUCUCCCCCAGCGUACUGCACUUCUGCUGGGCCUCGUUUUGCCGGCCGCCCCUGGAAACGUUCAGGGGCUCCAUCUUUAGAUCAUCCAUUGCCAAAGAGCAUAACCCCGGCAACCUUGAACUGUCCCGCCCGACGCUGGAGGAAAACGAGCAUUUCCAUUCUGUGGAAACUCUAUGACCAUAACUGCGCUUUGGUUAUUUCAUGCCUGCAUGUAUUUAUUGGAUGGCGCACUGGUUGGAAGCAGAGAGGCAUCCUUCCCAUGGUGGUGUUUCUUAUCUAGUUUAUGAAUGUAUUUCCAUCAGAUAAUGGCCCUCUCUGUCUAACUUACAAACAUUUGAACCACUCCUUCCAGCUGGUGGCUGCCUGCAUCUUCAUAUUGUGAAAACUCGACAUCUUGCCUCCUUUGCUGCAUGUAUCUUUGUGUUAAUAAAAAAAGAAAAGUAAAAAAAAAAAAAAGAAGCUGCUGAUUGGAGCGGGACGAAAUAAGAGACUUCAUUCUCGUGCGAGUGCUUUUGCCUGUGUUGUUUUCAAACGGUUGGAGAAAAAGCCAGCAACAUGAGGCCUUCUCUGACUCAAACUGGAGCACUGACAUCGACAUGUUGUUUAGAAACCAUCAUAAAGUGUUCUUGCGAGGAGAAAGAAGGAUUCUUACGUGUCGACCGACAGUGGCCAUUAGCAAUCGCAGAAACUGAUUAGAAAGCAGAGCCUCCCCCCACCCCUGUUAAUCAAAUAGAUUAAGUAUUAGAAGGACCAGCACGGUAGGCUUAGAGACAUUCAGAAUUACACCAUGUCUAAUUAAGAGAUUAAAUUCUAUGAUUAAGGUUAUUGAUUUGUGCUCUCUAUGCCCAUCUGAUGAUGGGCAUAGAGAGCACAAAUCAUCAGAGUGGAUCACCCAUCAACGGGGUCAACCACAACCUCAGCCACUAAUGUUUAGCUCCAGGAUGAGCACAUUCCGACCAAUGGGGAUCAUGAUGGUCAUGUGAGACAAUAGUUUGGUGGGAUACACGUUCAUGUUAAAAUAAAGGGGACAGAAUUCUAGAAGGACGGAUUUGUGCAACAGGUAAGCGAAGCGAUGCAUUUAGAAAAAAAGAAAAGCAUACCACGAUAUGACAUUCACACAAGUGAACUAAAAUAUUUGAUUUGAAAUUUUCGGAGCAUGAUUCUUCUCUUGAUCUUUGGAACAUUAGCUCAUCACCUCUGAACUUUUCAACCACUGGUCUGCUUUGGAAACUUUUCCCCUUGCACGCCUUUCCAGAUCCCUGCUGGAAAGGUCAAAGGGCGAGAAGCCUGGAGACACUUUUUGGUGUACAAGAAAGCUUCCCCCAAGGAGGGAGUGAUGAACACAGUUAUGGUUCUGUUGAGGAUGUACUUUUCAUUUAUACAUGUACAGCAUUAGCAUAUCAUAUUAAAUAUUAACAAUAUUAUAUAAACAGUUAUGCUAUAUAAAUAUAUAUAUAUAUAUACUGUAUACAGCAAAGAACAAAUGUUUUCACAUAUAAAAUAUAUAAUGAAUGAUGGCACCCAAUUGUAGCAAACGGUGGAACUUUUUAAAGAGCAAACAAAUGAACACAUUUAAAAAAUGAUUUGAUCACAAUACUUUAAACAGGUCAGGCUCUCUAGAUGUUAAUUAUGAUUAAAAGGUGCAAUAUACAGGAUUCAGCAAACGGUUUGUUAUGUGAAGAUAUAGUCGAGUAAUAUCUAGAGAAUGAAGUCAUACCCUCUGUUGACAUAGCCGCACCUGUUUUCACUGCAUGUUAGUGCAUGUGAGCGUGCCCCACUGGCUAGCUCAUGGCUGUGCCCUGCGCUACUGCGGUGGUCGCGGAAGCGUAGCACCCACCCUCCAGCUCCGCCUCAUGCUGUUAGCUCCGUCAGCACUUAAGUCAUAGUUUGCACUGUUAGCGCCGUUAGCUGCGAGUUGCCAGCCCUGCUGAAAUGCUCUCUUUCACAGCACCUUUCAAAGAAUAAAGCUUGUUCUGUACUUAGAGGUGACAGGGACCCACAAACUAAAACAUGGUCCGAGUAUCGAGCCUGUUCACCUAUAAAAAAUGACAAUGUUUUUUGUUUUUUUCCAGCAGUCAUUUUUGACUUUUCUUUCUGUCACGUAACCUAAAAGUUUUUUGGAAACUAUGAGACGAGCACCCUUUAUUCUUACUCAUCCACUUUACGGCGGAAGUGCCAUUCGAACUGCGUUGGUUUUACUAGCGGAAAUCUUGAAAUGGUAUUUCCAAUGUGCGUCCAGGGGCCCAUUACUCACGUGGGACUAAGGACGUCCAUCUAAGAGUGCAGGUAAUAGCACAAAUGGAAAAGGUCAUGAUUUGGUGAUUUGGUGAUGAUUGAUCACUGAAAACAUGUUGAAGCAUGAUGAGACACCACUGGUUUGCUGCCACACCCACCAAUGUAUCACAAUAUAAUGAUGUCAUUUACUCAACCUAAGGUUUGUUACAUGGUGGAUUCAUUCCGGGUUCAAUUGCAACUUUUACAGCAUCUCUUCCUUGGAAAUUCAAACAGAGAAGAGAAUAUGCUGCUGCAGAUUUGUUUGCAGGAUCUUUCUCACAAAUCUCUCUCUCAAAAAAAAUAUAUAUAUAUAUUUGUGUGACUGGUUACGGCAGCAUGGGUCCAGUUCAAAUUGAAAGAGAUUGGACCUUGUAUGUUUUAAAACUGGGAGAAAAAAGAAAAGAAAUGAAGUUCUCAGCGAUCAGAAAAUGUGUCAGGUAAACUUUGGGGCUGCGACCCUUAAUUUGAAGGUGUCAUGGGUGUGUGAGAAAGUGUGUGUGUGCGUGUGCAAGUGUGUGUGUGUGUGUGUGUGUGUGUGUGUGUUGUGAGAACAGCGGUUUAUUGGCCCCACUUGUCCGCUGUUGGUUCCGAGGUUGGCAUGAAAACAUUUCGUUGUUUAUAACGGCGUCUUACUGCUUCCUGCGGUUGUCAUGCGUGAGUCUCGCACCUCACGCGAGCGUUCUGUUAUUACAAAUAUUCCCAGGUUCAUGCUGGUGCGUCCAUGUGCCUACAAUAGGUGUUAGCUUGCGUCACAGACAGAACUAAAAUGUGGUGUCAAACCAGAAUGCUCCCUACCUAGAUGUCGUCUACUCUGUAAUUAUAAAGCACUGUAGAUGGAACUGAAUGCACUGAAUGUCUA